ACCGUCAGGUAUCAAAGUAAGAUCGGCAACAAAAACGCACAGCAGCGUAAACAAGUCUGCAAGUUGUGACCGGAAACAGGAAACACCUAUGUAAAUGCUCACUACGAAGUGUUGGCCUUUUACUCUACCCAUUCCAUUUGUGGCCACAAUGCAAAUCACUCUAUAUGGAAUACAUAAUCAUCACAUGUGCGAUUACUGCACUACAGAAAACCUUCUAACCAAACAAUAGUGGGCAACUACAAAGGGCAAUUAUACAAAAAAAUCGAAGUUUCUUAGAUUUUUCACAUCACAUGAUGUGGCUUAAGCAUUGUUGUGAACACAGAAAAUCAAAUGUUGCUGUUUUUCUAUUUAAAAAGUUUGGAAGAAACUGGGGGAAAUCCGAAACCUGGAAAAACUAAACUGAGAAAAUUGAAUUUGGGGGGAAAAAAACCGAAGUAGACAUGAAAUUAAAAGUGAUUUAAAAGGACUCACCAACGUUUCUUUCUGUUCAUGACUGCACUUUAGAGUGUUAUCCUGCAGCACAGCAUUUUGUGGAAAGUUGAGGUCAGGUCCAAUAUUGACUAUGUAUCCAAGAGGGAAAGAUGUUGGGCCGUCCUAGAAAUGUUUUAGAGAAAUUUAAUAUAUCAAAUUUAGCAGACUCUUUUAUCCAAAGUGACUUAGUGAUGUGUGAAGACAUUUUUAUGUAUGGGUGGCCCUGGGAAUCAGUCCCACUAUCCUGGCAUUACAAUACUCUACCAAGAUGCAUGAGAGGUUUAUAAAUGCUUUGUGAAACUUCAAUUUAAAAUGAUUUAUAAGGCCUUUAUUAAGCGUUGCUUAUGCUACACUUUAUAAAGCACAAGUUUGACAUCGGUGAUUGUCACACAGUUAUGCCAAAUUUAUGAACCCUUUAUAAAGCAUAACAUAUGGUUAUAGAUUAUUUGUAACACAUUUAUGUAUUGUUUAUGAAGGCUUUAUGAAGACUUUAUAAGCUGCAUGUCAUUUAAAGCGGGACCGAUAUUCCUACCUCAAGAAAUAUGUAAUUUUACAGACAGUCUAGCACAUUUCUUCUAUUUUUCUGCCUCUUCAGUCCAGGGUCCACUGCAUGGUGUUGUUGUGAAUGUCACUCCACUCUGUGAGGCACAUCAAUCUGCAGGUUGAACAUGAUUCGAUUGUAGACUCCUAAAAUAGUGCAGUUUGUUAAGGCAAUUUUACAGCUAACUAGCUACGUCACAUACUGAUAUUGUCUUUGGUAUUAUUGUGCGUAGCCAUGUUUGCUAGCUAGCCAGCCAGCCCAUAGAGAGAGCAUUGCAAUGUGGAUUUUGUAGUCAACUUGAGCUGCAACAGAUUUCUACAGCAAUUUUCAUAUGUUGCUACCAUCCCUAUUAAAAAGCCAAAAUGAAACAUUGCUUCACAAAAAAACAUUGUUGUCAUAUAUUAGUGUUAUUUAAAAUAUAAGAAUGAGUGUUUUGGGUGGAUACGUCAUUUAAAAAAGGCAUUUGAACACCCUGGAGGACAUGUGAUGCAAAACGGUAUCUGUUUUCCUGUAUAUGGUUUCCUUGACUCUGAAAAUGUCUAAUUAUCCCCAGGUAUCCCCAGGUACUGGUAAUCCUUUGCAUAUCACACCAUGGCAGGCUUUUUUUUUUUUUAUAUCUCACAAGUAUAAGAAUCAAGUGAGGAGCUGAGUUUAAGGAGGUCAUUUUGGAUUUAGAAUACAUGUAAUCAGUGUAUUAUUUUGCAUUUGAAUGUAAAGUUACAUGAGUGCAGGAUACAAAGUAAAAUAUUGUUUGAAUUAUGUUAUCAGGAGAAUGAAAAGCUGUCUAUAUUGGUGAGUAUACUGUAAAUGUGAGGAAAUCUAUUACUGAAUCAACUAAUCAAGGAAUUAUCCAUUUAGGUUGUCUGUUCUUUGUGAUUUCAUCAAUUUAACUUAUAUGUAAGCUAUAGUAGGAGGAUUUGCUCCUCUUCUUCAAACAUUGACAGCACAUCUUUAACAACUCCCAGGACCAUGGAAAACUCUACUCACUACGAGGUCUUCAGGCUUGCUGCAUACGGUGAUAUCGGACGAUUGAAGUAUUUCUACUUUGCUCUAGUAACUGUAUUAUAUUUUGUCAUCAUUCUUGCCAAUGCUUUACUUAUUGGAGUUAUCUGCAUUGAAAGAAGCCUUCAUGAACCCAUGUAUCUGUUUCUAUGUGCUUUGUUUGUUAAUCAGUUGUAUGGGAGCACUGGUUUGUUUCCUGCUCUCAUGUUUUACUUACUGUCUGACACACAUGAUAUUUCACUUAUUUAUUGUUAUCUCCAGAUUUAUGUGUUGUACACAUGUGCUCUAACAGAAUUUAGUAAUUUAGCGGUUAUGUCUUAUGACAGGUACAUUUCUAUUUGUUAUCCCCUACGAUAUAAUAGUAUUAUGACACCUAAAAUAAUUUGUGGCUUAAUUCUGCUGUCCUGGUUGUCUUCUUUUUUCCUCAUCGCCAUCAUUAUCUCACUGAGUUUGCGACUGCAAUUUUGUGGUAACAUUCUAAACAGACUGUAUUGUGAUAACUACUCAGUAGUCAAGCUUGCCUGUUCAAAUACUAUGCUGAAUAAUAUAUGGGGUCUUCUUGUCACUGUGGUUUAUGUUUCUUGUACUAUAUUUCCUACCAUAUACUCAUAUGUCAGAAUUCUACAAAUAUGUUUAAAGUCUUCAAAAGAGACAAAACAGAAAGCAUUUAACACUUGCACACCACAUAUAGCCUCUAUGCUGAACUUCUUCUUUGGCUGGUUAUUUGUGAUUCUACAAGGCAGAUAUGAAACUGCAGAUCUUCCACCUAUACUUCGCACUAUUUUAUUUGUUUAUUUUCUGAUAUGUCCACCAAUUUUCAAUCCUUUCAUGUAUGGCGUUAGGAUGGUUAAAAUCAGGCAUUCUUGUAACAAGGUACUAGGCCUUAACCCUGGAACAUAACCUGAUAGUUCCUUUGUGACAUUUUGAAUUAUGUUGUUUUUUCUUACUUAUAGUUGCUAAAAUUGACUUUAAAAAUCACAUCAAGUUUAUCAUGUAUUGUAACUGAGAAUGUCUUGUGUCAUAUUAGCUAGUUAACUGCAUAACUACAGAGCAUCAAGGGGAGCUGCCCUCCCUACCUUCAGACGAUGCUCAAACAGAUGCUGAGUGGGAUCUUUGAGAAGACCCUACACCCAAAACCAUUCUGCCAGAUCUGGACUCUUGGCCCACCUAACUUCAGGACAGCUGUAUACCUGCCCAUCUCCAUAAAACGUUUGUCUUCUUGAAUUUUUUUGUUUUUCAGUUGCAGUUUUCAAGUUAAUUUCCUGCAGUUCUACACAUUUUGCCAUGAGGCAGAAAUAAAGGGAAUCUCUCACGAAGGUUGUAUAUUGCAGGCUUUUUCUGCAAUGUAUAUGUAAUGAGUGCUUACUUAUUCUGGCAGUGAUGGCUUAUGCCAUUUUUAUGUUAUUCCUAUAACGAUUUUCUCUCACUUAGCAAUUGUUAAACUCUCCUGUGUUGAAAGUGCACUGAGCAACCUGCAUGGUAUAUGUAUCAUAGCAAGUCUGGUGGUUUCACCUUUUGAUUUAGUUGUGCUCUCAUGUCAAAAAAUUACUUGUUUGCUUGAAAGCCUCAAAGGAGUCACGAAAGUAGGCUUUUAAUACGUGUGCUCCCCACUUGAUCACUUUCAUCAACUUCUCUACAGCCAUCCUUUUUUCUGUUGUUUACAGUAACCAGAAAUAUCUGUACAGUUUAUUCUGUUC
Salmo salar (Atlantic salmon) is the source of this 3711-nucleotide messenger RNA. Lineage: Eukaryota; Metazoa; Chordata; Actinopteri; Salmoniformes; Salmonidae. The record is from RefSeq and is a predicted model, not a curated record.